CUCUCGUUCUCCACCACCACCACAGCGCCGUCCGCCCCGCCGCGCGCAGCCAUCCUCCCCCCCUCGUCCAGCGGGAUGCCGACGCUGCGCUGGCGACGAAAGACGUCGACGCCGCUUUUCCCCGGCGCGUGGCCCAAUUCCUCCGCCUCGGAUCAGGGCGACGAUCAGCGCCUGCCCGUGUACAGCGAUGACGCCCCGCCGCAGCUGCCUGAGCUUCGGCACCUGAGCCCCCACAAGCCCUGCGGCGAGGGCGAACAAGACCCAGCGGCGCUCGCUGAAGAGGGAUGGGGUUUCCCUAUCGUCUUGGAGAAGCAUGGGUUUGAGGACGACGGGCGCACUGUUGGGGCGCGGGACCGCGUGCGGCAGGCGUCGCAGCCUGUGACGAUGUCGAGUCCCGCCUCGACAAGCGCGCCGCUCAGUGCGUCGUUGUCCCAGGCCUCGACGUUCAGUGACCCGACGGAAUCCGAGGGUGUUCUCACCCCGCAGUCGAUCCAAGGUCCGCCCUGGCUUUCUCCGCAUACAGAAGCAUCUUACACCCCAAACACGAAAGACAAUGUCCUCUCUUCAUCCAGCUCUUUCUACCAUUCUUUCGACGACCAGACACAGCACGAUCAGGACUCGUUCGCGCAUGACACCACCAUAAGCACCAUAAACGCUAAUACCACUAUAUCCAGCCAUAAUACCGCCGAUUUUCGCCCGCAUCGCGGCGGGACGCGCGCGGCGUACCGCGAUGCGCCGCUAUUGGAUUUUGCAGAGCCUCUUCCACUCACGCGCAUCAGCCUGGACUGGGAAGCAGUCACUGCAUCUUCGAAGGCGAGCGAUGCGUCUCUGCAGAGUCCACGUUUACCGCACUCGCCUAUCCAGUUCUCCGCUCCGUCUACAGUCGGCUCGCCUGUACUUGGUGGGGCUGCACCGAUUCUAUUCAACUCAGAAGCCAUGGCGACCACGUUCUUCCCCGUGUCCACGAGCAGCGGCCACGAAUCUUCCUCCGACGCUCACGAGGACGCUCGACAUGGCGCGUCCCCACCAGAAUCCUCUCCGCCCGCAUAUAGCCUUGGCACAGACUCUCCAGUACUCCCCGCUGAUGUGGGUUGCAUCCAGAACCCCCAGCCACCGAUCAAUUCGCCGUACACGCUCAUGGCGGCGGACCUGGACGCGUUCGCGGAUGCAGCGACGAGCUCAUCGCUGUCGCUGCCCACGUCGUUGCACUCCGCCCUGUCAGUGGCACUAUUGGCGGAAGCAGGGAUCUCGGAGCGGAGCCCACUGUCGCCGCCACAUUUGCGCGCACAUAGCGAAGAGUCGGGUGUGCGUAGCCCAUCGCUUGUGCUCGCUGCUUGUGGGAGCACCACAGAGUUCCCGACUACUCCUGGGGCGGCCGGUGAUUGCGUUGAGGACGAUGACGCAGGCGACGCUGCUGUCGAGGAAGCUAUCCGGAUGCGUACCCGACGGAUGAGCGCGCCGCUUUUGCGCUCGCCGCAUACGCCUGUUCAUCGCAGUGCGCCGCGUGAGCGCAGGCAAACGCUCAGCAGUCGGGUCGAGGUUCAGCGUGACGAGGCUCGCGACAGUGCAGCUGGUGCUCACCGGCCAGCGAAGCUGCCCGUGUUGGGGAAGAUGCGGAAGCUUGGUGGGAAAUUUUUGAGCCUCUUCGGUGGUAAAGGCGCGAGGACGUCUGACCCGGGGCUGGGUGUCGAAGGACCAACAGAAUUCGCUGUGAAGAGGACACGGAGGACGGCGGUGACAAAGAUCGAGUUCGAAUCGGAACACCCGAUCCCUCUACCAGAGACUCCUGCGCGGGAUGCACGCGCGUCUCGCCGGUCUCUGCCACUUCGAAUGUCUAAGUCGCCCUCGAGCUCGCCUCAGCUUCCACAGCGUGACUCGUUCCUACCCAUUGAAGACCCAGAGUUCGCAUCGAAGGGCAUCCUGUCCAUUCCCUUGCAGCACAUGCGCGGCAGCCCCUCUAUCCAGUUCAAGAAAGGUCAUGGAGCCUCCGACAGCGGCCAUGGUUCGCAGAACCGCGUUACCCGGGCGCGAACAUUGACCGCCCCUGCGAAGCCUCAGUGGAGCAAGGCGAUCAAUCCGAAGGCUCCGGCAGCGGCGGCAAAGCAGACGCGGAGGUUCUCUCUGUCCUCCGCUCUGUCGAGGUCACGGUUGGACACGCUGAAGACCACAGUUGUCCCGCACCCUCCCGUACCCGACUUCCCCAAGUCGCCGACGUGCGACCAGCACCCGCGCCGCGACGAGCCCGUGCGGCCUAUCGGCAUGAUCCCGCCUACGGGACUGGACGCGAAGUCGAGCCAGUCGUCGCUGAAGGGCGGCGUGGCAAGCUCGAAGAAGGGAAAGGAGAGAGUCAGGCCGGUCAGCAUGGUUGUGGGCAGCGGCGCUGCGAGGCGCGCGUUCUUGGACCAUCCCGGUCCCCAGAUACGCGUGCAGGCACCGACGCCACUGAUCGGCGUGGCGAACACGUCGAAGGAGGAUGUGCGUGCGCGGCACACGAGUAUGCUGGUGGGCAAGGAGAAGGAUGCGAGGCGCGAUAUGAUCGAGGUUGCGGGGUCGAAGUUCAAGAUGCACCGGCCGACGAGGAAUGCAGACCAAAAUCAAGACGCUGGGGAGGCAACGACUUCAGCUGGCGACGCGGUACAAUAUUGCGUUACGGCCCCUGAGCAAGUCAUCGAGGAAGCAUCCACAGAAGAGUUGGGCGUAUCUGCAGCUGUCGUAGAAGCAUACAACAAACUCGUGACGCGCGAACGACUGCCCAUCGAACGUCCUGGUCCCGAUGAAGUAGAACCUGAGGCACACCCUCGCCCGAGCACGGAUGCGCAAGCACCUAGGCGGCGGUUCUCGCUCUCGUCUGCCAUCUCGUGGCAGCGUGCCAUUCGUGCCCGGAGCAUGAUCGUCUCUGUCGGGCGGCGAAGCGGCGAGAGCGAUCGUCACGGGGCGGACAGCAGCGGUAGCACGGACGUCACCGCCACACCACCCGCGUCAGCUCCUGGUACAUCGAGCUCACGCCCAACCCAUCGCCGUGGAAGGGGGAGCACGUUCAGCACGAUCAUCGACGCCGGCGUACGCUUCGACAUACUGACGCCUGGGUUCGGGUUCGUUAUGCCGACUUCUACUCCGUCUCCGCGUGCUGUCCCUAGCUCGCCGACUGCUUCGAGACGGUCGAAUGACGCGGACUUUAGGCGCGACCGUGAUGAUGCGCCGGUGCUCGGGGCACUCGACUUCGAAGCCGCGGAGGACGCCAUUGGGAUGGAAGAAUACCCAUCGCCGGACUCGGACCUCGAUAGCAUGAGCUUCGCAGGGACGACGACGCUCAUGGAGAGCAUAACGAGCAGUAUCAGCAUGGAUUCGUCUUAUGCUGAUUCGUUUGCGGAUGCGCGGUCGGAGCUCGCCGACUGUAGCGUCGCUCUGGACGAGCCCGAAGACACGUUGGCCCACGGGGCUGUGACGAGACUGGGUGAACCCUUCGAGGGUGGAGAGCGUGUGGUCAAACGGGUUGAGCUGAUUAGCACGGCGGUAGGAUCGUCGGGAAGUUCGGGCGGUGGGACGCCCACGACGGAAACGGUGGAGAGGGAAGAAGAGAGGGGGUUCUUGCGUGCGCUGGGGCUCGAGCUGCCUGUGAACAAGAGUCACAGUGUGCAUGGUAGUGGGUAGGUAUCGGUCAAAGGUUGAACGUUGGAUGGCUCACUAUGUGCGCUUUCAGUUACAUCGAUUGGUGGUUUAGUAGUUCGGUUCGCACCUAGGGAUUGGACAGAACGUGCAAGUUUCAUUGUUGUCAUGAUAUCCGCCACAAAGUUCUUACUGCAUUGCAUCACGCGAAACUGUAUUCCAGAUAAUUAGACAGAGUUAUCAACAUGCGCUGCGGUCCAAGUUGGCUCUACAUACUGGAGAAUGUAUCAGGAGGUAGCCGGCUAGAGCGAGCGCGCACUCUCGACAGAUCUGAAGCCCGCUUGCACCCAUGAACGUACACGGUGCGUACGCCAUCUUUUGCUAUGGAUGGUUCCA
This is a messenger RNA of Rhodofomes roseus, 4002 nucleotides long. RefSeq lists its product as uncharacterized. NCBI's taxonomy places the organism in Eukaryota, Fungi, Basidiomycota, Agaricomycetes, Polyporales, Fomitopsidaceae. The transcript has 4 exons. The coding region runs from base 76 to 3651 and encodes 1191 amino acids. The record is from RefSeq and is a predicted model, not a curated record.